Molecule: messenger RNA, 330 nt
Organism: Lasiosphaeria miniovina
Lineage: Eukaryota; Fungi; Ascomycota; Sordariomycetes; Sordariales; Lasiosphaeriaceae
Exons: 1
Coding region: 80-289 (69 amino acids)
Source: RefSeq, a predicted model, not a curated record
GUCGUGAAGUCUUUCUGCUCUUUUCGCUGCAUACUGCUCAUCUCCGCCUGCGUUCUCUGGGCUUGAACUCCUUCACGCCAUGUCGAGAAGGACCGAGGCCUUGCAGACAGACGAGAAUCCUGUUGCAGUCGGUGGCUUGGAGUUGCGCCGCGUACGCGAGCUGAACGAAGCUGCUCGGCGUCUUUCGGCGGAACCAAGGCGGGCUCAAGUAUUCACACUAGCUAGUGCUACGCUGGGAGGUUUAGACGCCUGGCUGCGAUUCCGCGGAGCAUAUUAUGUCAGCAUAUAGUAUACACACGUGUGUCUCGUGCCUGUGUAUCACUGCAGAGA